AUGGAAUCGGUACGCAAGGCAAAUCAACGUUUACGCAAUUAUCCUGUGCUGCUUGCCAAGUGUUCCGACAAGGCUACAGCGUAUGCUGUCUGUGUCACACGAGAUUUAAAUGUCCAGCAUAAGAUUUGUGAGACCGAGUUUAAGGAAUUUAUGAACUGCAUACGCAAGUCGGCAAUGGAAUUAAAAACCAAAUUAUAAAUGAAAACCGAUACAAGCAAA
Drosophila willistoni is the source of this 219-nucleotide messenger RNA. RefSeq lists its product as uncharacterized. The record is from RefSeq and is a predicted model, not a curated record. The coding region runs from base 1 to 198 and encodes 65 amino acids. Gene Ontology annotation, cellular component: mitochondrion. The transcript has a single exon. Gene Ontology annotation, biological process: mitochondrial respiratory chain complex I assembly. NCBI's taxonomy places the organism in Eukaryota, Metazoa, Arthropoda, Insecta, Diptera, Drosophilidae.